This is a messenger RNA of Dujonia railenensis, 612 nucleotides long. The record is from the annotation of a GenBank genome assembly. NCBI's taxonomy places the organism in Eukaryota, Fungi, Ascomycota, Pichiomycetes, Serinales, Debaryomycetaceae.
AUGUUCUCAAGUGUUAUACUAAGACCAGGAAUUAGUGUGUCUCGCCUUCCCUCUCGUAGUCUUUCUUCUAUAACAAAAUUUGAUACGAAAAAGUUUGUCCAGUCAUUGCAGCAGCAAGGUGGAUUCACCCAACAGCAAGCAGAAACAUGCGUGAGCAUUGUGAACAAGGCUAUUAAUGAUGGGAUUUUUUCUAUAACUCAGAAUCUUGUUACUAAGGAGACGUUACUGUCCACAGCUUAUCAGCAGAAGGUUGACUUUGCCAAAUUGAAAGGUGAGCUUCAGACUAUGGACAAGUCUGAAUUUACUAACUUGAAGAAAGAGCAGGAAAACCUUCGUACAGAUUUGACAAAUUUGAAAAAUAGAUUAAAAGAAGAAAUAACUAAGAAUCAAGCAGGUUUAAGAUUAGAUUUGAACUUAGAAAAGGGAAGAAUAAGAGAGGAAUCGUCAAUCCAUGAACUGAAAAUUGAAGAUACUUAUACUAGAAUAGAUGAAGAGAUAGCUAAUAUGCAGAUGCAAAUUAAGAGUGUAAAGACUCAGGUUAUGCAGUGGUUAAUCGGUGUUUCUUCUGGUACCUUUGCCUUAUUAUUGGCAUUCGUGAGAUUCUUUGGUUAG